AUGGCCAAUUCUCCCCACGGCGGCGUCCUCAAGGACCUCUUCGCCCGCGAUCUUCCCCGCCAGUCUGAGCUUCUCGCCGAGUCCGAGAACCUGCCCGCUCUCGUUCUCACCGAGCGCCAUCUUUGCGAUCUGGAAUUAAUUCUCAAUGGCGGCUUCUCUCCCCUCGAGGGCUUCAUGACCGAGAAGGAUUACAAUGGUGUCGUCAAGGACAACCGGCUUGCUAGCGGCCUCCUCUUUAGCAUGCCCAUCACCCUCGAUGUCGACCAGAAGCAGAUUGACGACCUCGGCCUGAAGGCUGGUGCGCGCAUUACCCUGCGCGACUCUCGCGACGACCGCAACCUUGCCAUCCUUACCGUUGAGGAUGUCUACCGCCCCGACAAGGUCAAUGAGGCCAAGAACGUCUUUGGCAGCGACGACGACACCCACCCCGGCGUCAAGCACCUUUUCAGCACCGCCAAGGAAUUCUACGUCGGCGGUAAGCUCGAGGCCAUCAACCGUCUGGAGCACUACGAUUUCCUCGACCUCCGCUUCACCCCCUCGGAGCUCCGCUCUCACUUCAGCAAGCUCGGCUGGCAAAAGGUCGUCGCUUUCCAGACUCGCAACCCCAUGCACCGUGCUCACCGUGAGUUGACGGUCCGCGCCGCCCGCUCCCAGCAGGCCAACGUCCUCAUCCACCCCGUCGUCGGCAUGACCAAGCCUGGUGACAUUGACCACUUCACCCGCGUCCGUGUCUACAAGGCUCUCAUUGCCAGAUACCCAAACGGCAUGGCUGCCCUUGCCCUGCUCCCCCUCGCUAUGCGCAUGGGUGGUCCCCGCGAGGCCCUCUGGCACGCCAUUAUCCGCAAGAACCACGGUUCUACCCACUUCAUCGUCGGCCGUGACCACGCUGGUCCCGGCAAGAACAAGGACGGCAAGGACCACUACGGCCCCUAUGACGCCCAGACCCUUGUCCAGCAGCACCAAGAGGAGCUCGGCAUCAAGAUGGUCGAGUUUCAGGAGAUGAUCUACAUCCCCGACCGCGACGAGUACAUGCCCGCCAACGAGAUCCCCGAGGGCACCCGCACCAUGAACAUUUCCGGCACCGAGCUUCGCAACCGCCUUCGCACCGGCAAGGAGAUUCCCGAGUGGUUCUCCUACCCCGAGGUCGUCAAGGUCCUCCGCGAGCAGAACCCUCUGCCCCGCGAGAAGGGCUUCACCGUCUUCAUGACUGGUUUCCAGAACUCUGGAAAGGACCAGAUUGCCCGCGCCCUGCAGACUACCCUUAACCAGGGUGGUGGCCGCCCCGUGUCCAUGCUCCUCGGCGAGACUGUCCGCUCCGAGCUUUCCUCUGAGCUGGGCUUCAGCCGUGCCGACCGUGAUCUGAACAUUUCCCGCAUUGCUUAUGUCGCUUCCGAGCUGACCAGAGCCGGUGCUGCCGUGAUUGCCGCUCCUAUUGCUCCCUUUGAGCAGGCUCGCCAGCAGGCCCGUGAGCUUGUUGAGAAGUCUGGUCCGUUCUUCCUCGUUCACGUCGCCACCCCUCUCGAGUACGCCGAGAAGACGGAUCGCCGUGGCAUCUACAAGGCCGCUCGCGCCGGUGAGAUCAAGGGUUUCACCGGUGUCGACGACCCCUACGAGGCGCCCUCCAAGGCUGACCUUGUUGUCGAUGUUGAGAAGCAAAACGUCCGCUCCAUUGUUCACGAAAUUAUUCUUAUGCUCGAGAGCCGUGGCCUGCUCGACCGUUUUUAG
Messenger RNA from Akanthomyces muscarius, 1725 nucleotides. RefSeq lists its product as uncharacterized. Gene Ontology annotation, biological process: sulfur amino acid metabolic process. Gene Ontology annotation, cellular component: cytoplasm. Lineage: Eukaryota; Fungi; Ascomycota; Sordariomycetes; Hypocreales; Cordycipitaceae. The record is from RefSeq and is a predicted model, not a curated record. The coding region runs from base 1 to 1725 and encodes 574 amino acids. Gene Ontology annotation, molecular function: adenylylsulfate kinase activity; ATP binding; sulfate adenylyltransferase (ATP) activity. The transcript has 5 exons.